Racocetra persica is the source of this 174-nucleotide messenger RNA. NCBI's taxonomy places the organism in Eukaryota, Fungi, Glomeromycota, Glomeromycetes, Diversisporales, Gigasporaceae. The record is from the annotation of a GenBank genome assembly.
AUGUCGGACGUUUUGAAAAAAUUUAAUCUUUUUGAAUAUAAAGAGUUUGACAAUAUUAUAAAAAUUGAUGAGGGCGAAUUUGGAAACAUUUACAAAGCAUAUUGGAAGGACUGUGGACUUUUUGUCGCUCUUAAAGUGUUGAAAACUAACGGGAAUCGCGAGGUCAUUCAAGAG